AUGACGAAUCUGGACGUGCUGCUACUGAAAGGCGCCAAUGAUGGCUUGACAGAGGAGAACCUGGCGGAACUGCGCUACACAAUCCUGACCAAGGGCAUACCCGCAAACAGCGAGGGCAUGUCCGAGCUCCGCAUCUACGUCUGGCUCAUCCUCCUCAACGCACCUCCCCUCCGCACCGAUGUGUACCUCGACCUCGUGCGUCAAGGCGCCUCGCCCGCGCACGCCAAAAUCCAAAACGACACCUUCCGCACCUUCCAGGGCGAUCCGCUGUUCCGGCGGCGCGUGACGCAAAACAGCAUCACGCGGGUGCUCAACGCGGUCGCAUGGCGGCUCAACGACGCGCACGAGGCGCGCGUCAACGGCUGGCAGUCGCCGCCGACGCUGAGCGAGUUCGGCGGGUCCCCCAACACCAGCAUCAUCUCGCGCCACAGCUUCAGCACGGCCAACCCCAGCACCACCACCGACGCCGAGCAGAUCGGCUACGUGCAGGGCAUGAACGUGCUGUGCGGGCCGUUUCUGUACGCGGCCAAGGGCGAGGUCGAGGCGUUUACGGGCUUCGAGACGCUGAUUACGCGCGAGUGUCCCGGCUAUGUGCGCGGCAGCAUGGACGGGGUGCACAGGGGGCUUGCGCUGGUGGACCGCGUGCUGGAGGUUGUGGACCCCAAGCUGCACGCGCACCUGAUGGCGCACCGCAUGGAGGCCAAGAUCUACGCGUUUGCGUCGGUGCUAACCAUGUGUGCGUGCACGCCGCCGCUGCCCGAGGUGCUGUUGCUGUGGGACUUUCUGUUUGCGUACGGCCCGCAUCUGAAUAUCUUGUGUAUUGUGGCGCAGCUGGUGCUGCUCCGGGGAGAGAUUUUGAACAGUCCGAGCCCGAACCAGAUCCUGAGGAACCUGCCUGGGCUGCAGGCGCGGAAGAUUAUCGACGUAGCUGUGAGCUUCUCGGGUCAGAUUCCAGAAGAUAUGUACGCGGAGAUUGUGUGCCAUGCGAAGUAG
Messenger RNA from Boeremia exigua, 993 nucleotides. RefSeq names its product cell division control protein 16. The coding region runs from base 1 to 993 and encodes 330 amino acids. NCBI's taxonomy places the organism in Eukaryota, Fungi, Ascomycota, Dothideomycetes, Pleosporales, Didymellaceae. Gene Ontology annotation, molecular function: GTPase activator activity. The transcript is spliced from 3 exons. The record is from RefSeq and is a predicted model, not a curated record. Gene Ontology annotation, biological process: negative regulation of septation initiation signaling; activation of GTPase activity. Gene Ontology annotation, cellular component: mitotic spindle pole body.